AGGCGUGCCAAAAUUGGCAGAUCAUUCAUCUAUUGGCUUUUCUGGAAUUCACCUUCUAAGCCCACCACCUAUCAGUGUCGUCAUGGACGAAUAAUUCAGCUCUCAGUUUCUUUGGCGCUUCAAAGUUGAGAGAUAAACUCUUUGCUCCUAAUGGGGAGAUUCAAUUGGCUAAGGCUAUGUCGACGGCAUUGGGUUUCAACCAUGCCUGUCGAAUGGACGAUUGAUGGAGGCGAUGGGUUUAGGAAAUUUUCUAUAAUAUUCCAAUCGUUAAAUCGUGAAAGAGCUUUGCACAGUUGCAGUUUUGGUACUGGGAAACCCCUUGAUUUCAUGACCCCAGGAAUGUCGUUGAAAGAGCGAUAUUUUCAUUCAACAGGGUCUCACUUCUCUGCUAAACAAGAUUACUACGAAAUUCUUGGGCUGCCCGAAAAUGCCACCCGAGAUGAGAUUAAAAAGGCAUAUCAUGCACUUGCCAAGAAGUACCAUCCUGAUGCUAAUAAAAAUAAUCCUUCUGCAAAGAGGAAGUUUCAAGAGAUAACAGAUGCCUAUGAGACUUUGCAAAAUCCUGAAAAGAGGAGAGAAUAUGAUACGAUGCGUGCCGGAAGUUCAGAAGACAUGGGAUAUGGUGCAAAUGGUGCUGAAGGGUUUGGAUUCUAUGAUGCAAGUGGUGCAAAGGGGUUUAGAUAUACUUAUCAAACAAACUUCUCUGAUUCAUUCUCUAAGAUUUUUUCUGAGAUAUUUCAAGAUGAGAUGGAUCAAUUUGCACCAGAUAUCCAGACAGAGAUCUUGCUCUCUUUUUCUGAAGCUGCUAAAGGAUGCACGAAGGAUCUACAGUUUGAUGCAUUUGUAACUUGUGAUUCUUGUGAUGGGCGUGGCUAUCCGCCUAAUGCCAAAGUGAAAGUUUGUUCAAUUUGCAGAGGCUCAGGGACAAUUACAAUUCCUCCAUUUACAUCAACAUGCCAUGCUUGUAAAGGAUCGGGCCGAAUAAUCAAGGAAUACUGCAUGUCAUGCCAAGGUUCAGGGGUUGUUGAAGGUGUUAAAGAAAUUAAAGUUACAAUACCUGCAGGUGUGGAUUCUGGAGAUACAAUACGUGUACCAGAAGCUGGUAAUAUUAGGCGACAAGGAAGUCAACUUGGUAACUUGUUCAUUAAGAUAAAGGUUGCAGAUGAUCCUGUCUUUACUAGAGAUGGUGCAGAUGUUUAUGUCGACUCCAAUAUUAGCUUUACACAAGCAAUUCUUGGUGGUGCAGUGGAGGUGCCUACACUCUCAGGAAAGAUUCAAGUGAAAAUCCCAAAAGGAUGUCAACAUGGACAACUUCUUGCUCUAAGAGGCAAAGGACUGCCGAAGCAUGGUUUUCUAGCAUAUCAUGGAGAUCAAUAUGUCCGUUUCCGUGUUAAUUUGCCCAUUGAGAUAAAUAACCGGCAACGUGCGAUUUUAGAGGAACUUGCAGAGGAGGAAAUUAAUAAUGAAAAUGAAAGCACCGAUGAAGGCAACUGGUGGGAGAGAAUUGUUGAACAUGUAACAGCUCCAAAGUUCAUGAUUGAGAUUUCUCUACUCUUGCUAAUCCUGCUCUUCCUCAAAAAGACAUUGGCCUAAACUCACUCCAAUCACAAUAUAUGCCACAACGGAGAGGAUAUAGGAAAUGCUCCGCCACCCCUUUUCUUUUUUCCAGUGGCCAGAGAUGGGGAUUGCUUGUUAUGGUUUUAGAGGGUUAAAUUCUCUAACUACCAAUAGUUUGCUUGAUUCAUCUGGUUACUGAUUACAAGGGCAUCAAAGAAUGCAUCCAUUCCCUCCACCGCCCUCCCCCCCAACAGACUUUUGGUCUUAUUAGAGUGCUCUAGCUGUCUGCAUAUGGUAGUUGUUGUAAAGCAACUAUACAAUAAAUGAAAAGGAAAUAUGCUUAUUUAUUAUUUAUUAUAUAAUAAUAUACAGCAGCAUCUUAAAUUGACUGUUGAAUAUAUUCUUGGAGAGAGGACAAACACUUUCUUUCUAAAUAAAAGAACAAGAGAUAUUUGAGUUUAAA
Molecule: messenger RNA, 2020 nt
Organism: Gossypium raimondii (Peruvian cotton)
Lineage: Eukaryota; Viridiplantae; Streptophyta; Magnoliopsida; Malvales; Malvaceae
Product: chaperone protein dnaJ 1, mitochondrial
Exons: 20
Coding region: 151-1593 (480 amino acids)
Biological process (GO): protein refolding; response to heat
Cellular component (GO): cytoplasm
Molecular function (GO): ATP binding; heat shock protein binding
Source: RefSeq, a predicted model, not a curated record